Messenger RNA from Xenopus tropicalis (tropical clawed frog), 877 nucleotides. It is a transcript of the gene pycard, whose product is annotated as PYD and CARD domain containing. NCBI's taxonomy places the organism in Eukaryota, Metazoa, Chordata, Amphibia, Anura, Pipidae. Gene Ontology annotation, biological process: regulation of apoptotic process; inflammatory response; innate immune response. Gene Ontology annotation, cellular component: canonical inflammasome complex. The transcript is spliced from 3 exons. The coding region runs from base 11 to 610 and encodes 199 amino acids. The record is from RefSeq and is marked provisional.
GUGAGGCACAAUGGCCAAGACCGCCAGGGACCUGCUGCUGGAGACCCUGGAGAAUUUAGGGGAGAAGCAGUUCAAGAGGUUUAAGGGGAAACUGAAUGACUGGGAGGUCCCUGACGGGUACAGACGGAUCCCUAGGAACCAACUGGAGAAGGCAGACGAGGAUGAUGUUGCCGAUCUCAUCAUCCGUUCCUACACAGAGUCCUAUGGGAUUGAGGUGGCCCUGGGGGUGCUGGCUGCUAUUGGGGAGAUGGACCCCCAUGAAAAGCUUCAUAAAUCCUGGCAGAAAGUUGCUGCUUCAACCCCUCCGGUAAAGCCUGGGGCAGAUAGUCAGAGAGUGACCCCUACAGACGGGCAGCACUUUGUGCAUCGGCACCAAGUAGCUCUGAUUAAGAGAGUGUCCCACAUUGAUCCAGUCUUGGAUGGGCUGCUGGGUGAUGGGACCCUGACCCAGGAAGAGUACGACACAGUGAGAAGCAAGGGCACCCCCCAGGAGAGGAUGAGGCAACUCUAUGCCUAUAUCAAGGCCUGGGGGGAGAUUGAGAAGGACAAGUUCUACCAGUACCUGUUGGAGGAAAAUGGGCCGCUGGUCAGAGACCUAGAAAACAACUAAGAUUCCUUCCCAGAAUGCUCCAGUUUGUACAUGUAGCCAAGUUGAAGUUAAAAACAGUGUCUUCCGACUGCCGGCCCUUCUCGGAAUGCCACCCUCUCAUGCUGCCAGUCGGACUGUUAGCUUCUGUAUCUGAAAACCCAAGUGUCACAAUCCAUAAAGUGGUGCUUUUGCCCCAUACGGGCACAACAGUGUCAUAUUGUUUACUUAGAUAGGAACAUUUUUUACAUUUUGUACCAUUAAUGAAAUAAAACUACUUUUUCGGGUUUA